CACGCCGCGCGAGAGAGAGAGACUCACCGAGGCGCAGGGGCUGGAGGUGGCGCUGGGGGUAGGCGAGCGCUGCACCGUCACCAGAGCCAUCGGGGCGCGGCGGGGCCUCCCCGGCCGGCCUGCCGGGAGCCUUCACUCCAUGGCGCGGGGGAGUCCCGAAUUCCUCUGCCUCCCAGUGGACAGAUGUGGGAACAAUAUCACCACCCAGUGCAGCUGGCACGGAAGCUGCUCUCAGCAAGUGGAAACCUUGAACUUUAGAAAACAAACGAGCGAAAAAGAAAAACAAUCCCCGAGGAGACCCUCUGCCGCCCAGUGACGUCAUUGCAGCGAAGAGACGCUCCCGUGCCCCCCUCCCCAGCUGCCCAAGAUGAGGGGUGACCUGAGUGAUCAAUGGAGCCCAGCAGCCCCUGGGGUGGUUGCUUAGCAACGUCAAACACAUACAGAGGAGUCAAGUUCGGCAGCCUGCCUCCCCCAGCAAGAACAAGAGGCCUCUGCUGCAUCCCCUGGGGACCAUGGCUUCCGAGUCCGAAAAGAGCUAUGAAGGCUCUUCUCAGCGGAGCAGCCUGCUGGAGCCGCAGAGCAGCCUGCUGGAGCCACGGAGCAGCCUGCUGGAGCCGCGGAACAGCCUGCUGGAGCCACGGAGCAGCCUGCUGGAGCCGCGGAACAGCCUGCUGGAUCAGCUGUCAGAAAGCUCUGAGAGGAGCAGCUUGCUAGAUCUGCCAGCCCAGCCAGGAAAGAGAAAUCCCAAAGCUUUCGUCCGACCCUUGUCUGCCAGGAUCAACGCUCAGUGGACGGCCACCUUCUACGAGAGUGUGCAGCAGAGGGCUCUGCAUUUGCAGGAGGCGAGGGUGCAGAAGCUUCACCGGGACAAGGUGCAUGAGAAAAAGGUGGAGGAGAAAGAGCCCCCCGACCAGCUGUGCAAGGAAUGGUUCAACGACGAGUCUGUGACUCUGGAAACCCGGACAUAUUUGCUGGAUAAGCUCCUCCCCACACUCGUCCCUGGCGUGGAGAAACUGCUCAAGGUGGCGGAACGGAAGAAGGCCCUGGAAGCAGCGGAGUUUGAACCCCUCAGAUUUGACCCCCUGAAUUUCCUGGGAGAGUACCUGAUGAGGAACAAUCCUGCCUACGCCCUUUCUGCAAUGCCGAAUCCCUAUAUGAGAGGGAUGAAGGCCGUCACGGAUGAGCUGAAAGCUCAGGUGCCGGAGACGACGAUGCACAAGCUAGCCCAGAUGAAGACCUUGGUGAAAGAAAAGCGCCAGCAAAGGGAGGAAGUGAAAAAUAUCAAGAGCCAAGUGACCGACAUGCGCAAGGAGGCGCUGGGCGUGCAGUUCAGCGAGUGGACCCUGGAUGCCAGUGGACAGAUCCCCCUUGCUCUGGUCCAAAGUGCGCUGAGGUCCUUCCUGGAGGUUGUCACUGCAGCACCAGCUGAUGAGACAGAAAUCUACGCCAGGUCUCUGGAAGCCGUAGGAACCUUGGAAGUGAAACUGAACGAAGAGCAGUUCCAAGAGUAUGUUCUUUCUUACACCAAGACCUUCACCAGCGACAGGUUCCAGGAGCUGCUGAAGCACUUCCUGCAGUGCGCCAAUGACACGCGGGACCUGAUCAGGCACGACAUUUGGAGGCAGAUGUUUGUCCAGCUCUUCCUGGACUGCGACCACGGAAAGAUCGGGCUCUUGGACAGACAGAGGAUCUUAAUGUUGCUGGAGACUUUCUACGACAGUUGUUCAGAGCUCAUCCAGAAAGGAUUCUGCAAUCCAAGGAAAUGGCCUGUCGCUGAACUGGAAGAGAUCGCUCUUGCUGAGUUUUGGGGAGACAUGGAAGACGAGGAGACUUCCGAGAGACGCAGCGUCCACGCAUCGUCUGUACUCGGGCUCUCAGAGGAGGCCUUAGUCCUCAACGUGAUCCUGAAAGAAAUUCUGUCCGAUACAUGGCAGGCGACUCCCGGCACGAGCAGCAUCCCACCCCAGCCGCCAGCCGCCAGCCAAGAGGAAGCUGCGAGUGGAAGUGUUUCUGCCGCCGCCGCCGCCACCGCCUCGAGAGAUCGGAUGGGGACGUCCGCGGCGUCCCUGAAACCCAGUCAGCCUGGGCUUCCAGUGGAGCAAGGGCCAGCUGUGGAGACUGGGGCCCCCGCCGCAGAAGAAAUGGUUCUGUCCGCCACGGAGGUAGCCAUUCCCCAGGCUCAACCCUCAGGCUCCGAUCUGGCGGCGGACGGGACGGCAGCGCCAGAAAGCCCCGAAAUAGACUCCCCCUCCCAACUUGCAGCGAUCGUCGGGGACGUCCUGGAGGAAAAGGAGCUGAGUCCUGAGCAGCAGGUGGCUGCAAAGGCAAGUCUAGCUGAGCCAGCGUCUGGCCUGGGAGAGGAGGCUGCUGCCCCCGAGCAGAAGACGGAGGCGGAAGAACCAGCGGUCCAGGAGGAAGCCGAGGCGGGCAGGCCAGAGCAGCCGCGUCCGAGCACAGAGGCUCACCACGCAACAGCACAAGCAAGCCUCCUGUCGCCGCCUGCACAGAAAGCCAGCGAGAUCUGCGAAAGGCCACCUCAGCUGAUCUACGGGAAGCCCUGGUCAGGUGACCUCCCAACGGCUGACCUGACCCUCGAGUACAGCGACUACGGCAAGGAGGUCCGAGAGGACUGGAACCACGAAAACUCCCGGUUCCCAGACCUGCGCAUGAACAUGAUAGAAAUCCAGGCCCGGGGCCCGCCUUCCCGUACCAGUGCCUUCGACAAGAGCUCCCUUAACCUGCCACAGUUCGUGCAGCUCAUGGAGACGUUUGUUGGCGACGAUGUUUCUAUGCCGAGCCUAGAGAAGCUGGUGGCGUUUGUGAAGGAGAACUACAUGCAGACGGAGGAGGAGAAGAUCAGCCAGCUGGAGACAGUCCAUCACAAUUCUUUCCUGGUCCGCCAGCAGCUCCUCUUGGCAGCGCUCUUUGAGAAGUGGGAUAACGAAUGCUCCGGGUUCCUUGACAUGGAGGAGGUGGAUGCCAUCCUGAGUACCUUUAAGGAGGGGAUGGAGGAAGAAGCCUUGAAUAAAGCCAAGCUGCAACUGCCCAUCCCCCUGUGGCACCCCAGCGGAGUGGUCAAGCUGACCCUGAGAGAAUUCCAAGCCUACAUCGAGCUGGUGGUCUCGGAGCUCACGGGCAACGAAGACGAAGUCCUGGACAACGUGGUGGAGUUCCUCAUGAUGACGGUGGAGCAGACCCACACGGAGCGGCUGCGCGGCUCGGCCCGGCGGAAGUGGCUGCACGGGAUCCAGCAGGCCGCCAGGACCAGCGGGGGGUGCCUGGAGCCCGUCUACCAGGCCGUCUUCAGAACCCUUUGCCGGGACGCAGAUGCCCACGGAGACGGGAAGCGGAUUUGUGCCUACAUCGCCCUUUUGGAAUUCAACCUCCUCUUCCCGGAACGGGGAGACAUUCUCCUUCGCUAUGUGGCCUGCACGGAGUACGAUGCCCCCCAUGUCCUGAACCAGAUCCUGUACAUGGAUAUGAAAGGAGUCAGCUUUGCAGCCGUGCUAGACGACAAGCCGAUCCACAUCCCCAGAGUCCAGCUUCAUGGCAACAUCCAUUUCUGGAACCCCGAGGCAGAGAAAAGGGGCUCUUUCCUGGUGGUCCCGCUUGAGGACAUCCGAAGAAGAGUCUUUGGCAUCCUGGGCCUGGACACCCUCCGCGACCACAGCAAGAAAACCAUCUUUGUGCCUCACGAAAUCCGUUUCUAUCAGGGGGUUUCCAACACGUUCAGCAUAGCCUACCACCACGUCCGGACCCAGGAGACGAUCAUGCAGGUGAUCCUCACAGCUAUAGGAUGGGUGUCCACUCGGGUCCCGAGUCUCCGUGCCAUCACGGCCUACUUUAUGGAGCCUGGUGAAGACAGGAUGCAUGACUACACCUUGCGCAAGGUCAUGACGUCCGAUCUGAAAGGGCAGGCGGACAUCCACGUGCCUCCCGGUCCGGUGUUCAGCAGGAAAGAGAACGUCUUCAGAGAUUACUUGUUCAAGUGCAUCGACUGUGCCGAGGUGGUGGCUGCCUGGGUGUAUGAAGAGCACCACGUUGCCAUUCCCCUGAGGGAUGUCGCGGGCCAGGCCAUCGCGGUGUUUGACCUCAGCCUCGGAGACCGCCAGAAGCUGCCAUCUUGUGAGCACAAGGACCUGCAGAAGAUGCUGAAGAUGGUUCAGGCCGCCACUUGCGAGAUCCUGAAAGAGGAUUCGGGAGACCUGGACCCCUACUACGUCCUGGAGGCGGAGUAUGUCGGGGACUGGCGGCGUGGAGGGGUCCUCUUCUACCGGUUCAUGCUGCAGGACCUGCAGAACUGUAUCUGCAGCCUUGACCCCUGGUUCUCCUUUGGCGAAAUCCGGUGCUUCCAACACCCCCCGAUCCUGGUGCAUAGCAUCCUGAAGGCCGUGCUGCUGAUCUUGUACCCGCAGUGGGCUGGUACGGAGGAGAUUGAGAACUGGAAUUACUGCAUUCAGAAACUUGAUGGAGACCUGAUUGAAAACAUUUGCUACUUUGACCCAACUGCUGCGUAUGUGCAGACUCAACCAGAAGUUCUGUACAGAUGCCUCCGAGGUGCACAGAGAAGAGAUGUGUGGAAAUUUGGCUCGGCUCCCAUGGAAUACCUUUACAACUGGACGCUCACCUGUCUAGCCUUAAUAGAGCUUGCCAAGAAACUUCAGCAUAGCCAGGGUAUGAAAGCCUUGUCCUCUUCCCUUCUGCAGUCCAGCUUGCCUCCACUGGUCCGGUCCUCGGAUAUUUUAGCAAACACGAAACGAAGCCUCUCUCUUCCUUAGUGGUGGUCAAUAUCUACAGCAAAGCGAGUUACGUUUUAUGUAUUCUUUCGUUAUCCAUAGCUGCUGUUUGUGUACAUGUGCAUGUGGGGUUUUUAAAAAUUUUUUUAAGUUGAAAUGACACUUCUUGUUCAAGCUGGGAGGUGUCUUCUAAAAUGCUCAAGGAAGAUGUUUUGAUGCAAAAGGAGGAAUACAGAAGCCUGGUCCACACAGCCGUUCAAACCUGGUUUUGAUGUGGGGGACCGUCAUUAGUACGAUUGUGUGAACCCAAGCCAAGGUGGGAAUCUCCAGUUCAUCUUGGGCCAUAAACCACCUUGGCGUGGGUUCACAGGCGAUCACACUAAUGAUGGUAACCCACAUCAAAAUCAGAUUUGAAUGGCUGUGCGGACCAGGCCAGUGUCUUUACGGGAACAUUUGGAUUGCUCCCGAUUUCCAUCUGAAUCUGUCAAGAGAAAGGAGGGGAUUCGAAGAGACUUGUGCCUGGAUGGAGCGUAUACGGUUCAAACGUGAUACAAAAGAACAGCUCGGAGAAGCACUUCAGAAUUAAGCAACCUCUUUGACAAAGCUUCUCCUCCUGAAGUGGCUUUGGAGAAGUCAUUAGCAGCUUGACAUGACGGAGGCAUUUCAGCCCCUCCCAAGAGGAAGAGCGCCCACACGCCCAUUGGAAGGCAACAAAGGACAUUCCUAUUGGGCAGUCCUUGAGAUGACAACUAGCUUCAGUGUCCUGGUGCAAGAUUCCAUCUCUGCAAUAAUUUAUCUCUGAGCAGCAUCUCUUUUUAAUAAAAUUUGGGGAAAUUAAAACUUUUCCCCGUUCUUGAGCUGACAAAAAACAA
Molecule: messenger RNA, 5608 nt
Organism: Hemicordylus capensis (graceful crag lizard)
Lineage: Eukaryota; Metazoa; Chordata; Lepidosauria; Squamata; Cordylidae
Gene: EFCAB5
Product: EF-hand calcium binding domain 5
Exons: 23
Coding region: 513-4778 (1421 amino acids)
Molecular function (GO): calcium ion binding; protein binding
Source: RefSeq, a predicted model, not a curated record